Molecule: messenger RNA, 1695 nt
Organism: Pseudogymnoascus destructans
Lineage: Eukaryota; Fungi; Ascomycota; Leotiomycetes; Thelebolales; Thelebolaceae
Exons: 2
Coding region: 1-1695 (564 amino acids)
Biological process (GO): transmembrane transport
Cellular component (GO): membrane
Molecular function (GO): transmembrane transporter activity
Source: RefSeq, a predicted model, not a curated record
AUGGCUUCAAGUUUCCCUCAGGCGUCGCAUCUUGGCGAUAAAUCAGGGGCUCGAAGUGACAUUGUGCCUUCAGAUUCCGACUCCAGUUCGCGUGCGAAUCGAUUGACACCCGAACCCGACUCUGGGGAUUCAGACUUCGACGUCGAUUACGAUGGCCACGAGAGCAUAGAACUUCAAUCUCAAGAUAAAGCGGCGGGUUUUGAAGCACCCCUUUGGACUGGCGACGAUGGCAGCUAUGCGCUUCCGCGCCGAGGCAGCGCCUCGACAACACAGUCGUUUCAAUUGUAUACACCAGACGAGGAGCGCGCAGUUGUCAGGAAGUUUGACAAGAGGCUUGUAUUGUUUGUAGCACUAUUGUACAUGUUGAGUUUUCUGGAUAGGUCAAAUAUUGGCAAUGCUCGAAUCGCAGGAAUGGAUGUUGAUCUGAAUCUUCAUUCUGAUCAAUACGAAUGGAUCCUCACGUCGUUUUACAUCACAUAUAUCAUUUUCGAGUGGAUGUCCUUACUUUGGAAGAUUAUACCUGCACACAUAUAUGUCUCUGUAAUUGUCAUGUCUUGGGGAAUUAUCGCAUCUCUCCAAGCUCUGUCAACUUCUUUCGUCACAUCUAUAAUACUACGGCUAUUACUUGGAAUCGGUGAAGCUGGCUUUACUGGAAUCCCAUACUUCUUGUCCUUCUUUUACAGGGAGGAAGAGCUGGCCUUGCGCAACGGACUGUUCAUAAGUGCCGCCCCUCUAGCCACCUCUUUCGCCAGCUCCCUCGCAUGGGCGAUUCUUAAGCUCGGAGAGAACGGUCCUAUUGCGCCGUGGCGCCUGUUAUUCCUCGUUGAGGGAUUUCCAAGUGUCAUUGUGUCCGUCGUCGCCUGGCACGUUAUCCCAGACGGACCAGCAAAAGCAAAAUACCUGACUGCGAGAGAAAGAAAGGUCGCCCGAUUGCGCCUACGUCGUCGCCAAGGAGGCGCUGCGACCAAGGGCGGACUUAAAUGGCGAGAAGUCCUUGAGACAAUAUUGGAUCCCAAGGCCUACCUGACCGCUUUCAUGUUCUUCUUCACCAACAUGGCGUUCUCAUCGAUGCCUGUAUUUUUACCUAUCAUCAUCCGAUCUAUGGGCCACUCCUCUGUUGUGUCGCAAGCUCUCUCGGCUCCUCCAUAUCUUAUGUCAUUUUUCGUUGUGAUUUUAACAGCAUAUCUCUCGGAUCGCAUGCAGUCACGCUCGACCUUCAUUAUCUUCCAUGCGCUCUUCUCCUGUUCAGGGUAUCUCGUGCUCGCUCUUGCGGAGAGAUUUGGCUUGGGACUCUGGUGGCGCUAUGCUGCUAUAUAUCCAGCCGCGAUUGGAUUUUUCAGCGUGAUUACCAUCGUCAUAACUUGGACGAUCAAUAAUCAGGAGUCUGAAAGUAAGCAGGGUGCUGGAUUUGCUAUGUUGCAGCUUGUGGGCCAAUGUGGGCCAUUGGUUGGGACACGAUUGUAUCCUGAUGUCGAUGCGCCGUAUUAUACACGUGGGAUGGCCGGUUGCGCAGGAGCAAUGGUUGUAGUUGCCAUUUUGGCGACUAUACUGCGAUUCUAUCUUUCCCGCAAGAAUAGAAACAAUGAGAUGCAGAAUAGAGGGGAAUAUGUAGAAGUGGACAAGGAGGAGGAGGACACUCUCGUUGGCGGGGAUGCCAGGAGAGACGUAAGUAGAAAGUUUGAGUAUAUGCUUUGA